CUCUAUUCAUCCGCAAUGCCUUCACUCGCAAUCGCACGCUCAGCAAACAGCGCCGCGCUCUCCGCGCUGGCCCACAUCCCCGUCGCCAUUUUCGUCGGCGGCACCUCCGGCAUCGGACGAGCCACCGCGGAGGCCUUCGCGCGCCACACCAGAGGCAACGCGCACAUCAUCCUCAUCGGGCGCAACAAGGCUGCUGGUGACGCCGUCCUCGCGUCGUUCCCCAAGCCUCCCGCCGCGGCGACGCACGAGUUCGUCGCGUGCGACGUCUCGCGAAUGCGCAACAUCCACGCGGUGACGUCCGCGCUCGUCGCGCGCCUACCGAAGGUCAACUACCUCGUGCUCUCCCCCGGGCUGCUCAACUUUAAGGGGCGCGACGAGACGGACGAGGGCAUCGACCGUCGGCUCGGGCUGCACUACUACGCGCGGUGGAAGUUCACGUACGACCUGCUGCCCCUCCUGCGGAAGGCGAAGGACGCGGGCGAGGACGCGCGGGUGCUCUCGGUGCUCGGCGCUGGGUACGGCAUGGAGGCCGACUUGGAUGACUUGGGCCUCAAGAAGAACUACAGCCUCCUGCAGGCGGGGAGAACGUCUCCGACGUACACCGACAUGAUGAUGGAGUCCUUCGCGGAGCAGCAUCCCGACAUCGCCUUCGUGCACGCGAAUCCCGGGGGCGUGCGCACGUCCCUGCUGGAGCACGCAUACCCCUCUUUGAGGAGGCUUUCCAGGGCGUUUGACCUCCUGAUGUACCCCUUCACCAAAUCUGCCGAGGAUUGCGGGGAAUUCAUGCUGUACGCACUCCUGCAGAGCAGCGGCGGCGCGUCACGGCGAGGCGACAAGGGUGAGGAUAUCGGCAAGUGGAGAUACUUUGGAUCGAACGAGACGAGGAAAGCGGUCUGGGAACACAGCAAGGCAGAGAUGGACCGAGCUCUGGCUAUCUCGGAAUGAGGUUUAGUGGCGGAGGGGUCGAGCAUUUCAUAUCUGUAAGCUAUUGUACAUGAGCGACCGUUCGUAUAGUAAUCGAGAGUCCACGCGCACCG
Messenger RNA from Trametes versicolor FP-101664 SS1, 1037 nucleotides. RefSeq names its product NAD-P-binding protein. The record is from RefSeq and is a predicted model, not a curated record. The transcript is spliced from 2 exons. Gene Ontology annotation, biological process: secondary metabolic process. Bases 16 to 945 code for a protein of 309 amino acids. Lineage: Eukaryota; Fungi; Basidiomycota; Agaricomycetes; Polyporales; Polyporaceae.